GAGUUGGAUACGAAAGAGACUGCAUUAAUCCGUAUCAUCACUGCGGCCUUAUUAUAGUGAUCUUAGUCUCCUCAGCCGCACGCUCCGGGUAUCGCUAUUGCAGAACCGCGACGAGACUUGCCCCAUUCCGCGAAGCUCCCGGGGCAUGGCUACGCCGGGCAUCCGCCAUGGCUCGGCCGUAUAGCAGCAAGAGCGACUUCGCCUACCCUCCCCGGUACUAUCCGGACCACUCAACCUCGCUGCUCGACGACUUCCGCGCCCUCGUUGCCCAGGCUUUCCGUUCGCUGGUCCGUUUCUGGCGUGAGCGCGGCCACGGCGUGGUGUUUGCUGCCAUGUGGACUGCCGUAUAUCGCCUGCGUCAGAACAUGGCCUACCAUCGUCUGCUGAGCUUUCCGCACCUGCUCGUGGCCGUGUGGGUGGUGGUGCUGCUCUGGGGCGAGCGAUGGGUGUUUCACUCCAAGGUCGAGAGUUGCGACUGGAGUUACUGGGAGAAAUGGCCCGCCGGUGCCGAACCCCACCGUGUCGCGCUCGUCGCCGACCCGCAGCUGAUCGACGCUCACUCGUAUCCCGGCCGCCCGUGGCCGCUUAAUUCACUGACAGUGCGAAUCACUGACAACUACCUCCGCCGAUCGUACAACCAGCUGCAGUGGCGACUCGACCCCGACAGCAUCUUCUUCCUGGGGGACCUGUUUGACGGCGGCAGAGAGUGGAAGACGGCGCACGGGUCGUUUGAGGACCCGGCUUGGGGGCCGCAUCCGAAACAUGAACAGAAGUAUCUGAAGAAGUGGCACAAGAAGUAUGGAGAGUCUUACUGGCUGGAGGAAUACGCCAGGUUUGGCGGCAUCUUCGUGGACCCCUGGGUGAAGGCGGGAGCAGAGCAGGAGGCCGGACGGAGAAGGAGGAAGCUGGUUGCCAGUCUGCCUGGCAACCAUGACCUGGGGUUUGGCGACCAGAUCAAGGUGUCGGUGAGGAACAGAUUCGAGACGUACUUUGGGGAGGGCAACCGGGUGGACGUUAUCGGGAACCACACGUUCGUGUCCGUCGACACCGUGUCGAUGAGUGCCGCGUCCUCGGCCGAAGCCAGCCGGCACGAUCUCAGGCCUAUCUACGAGCCCGUCGAGCGGUUUCUAAACGAUGUGAAGCAAACAAAGCAGAAGGCGGUUGAUAGAGAGCUGCGUCUCCUCCGCGGCGAGGGGCAAGAAAGCGAGCUCCCGCACAAAGUCGAGGAAGCGGGCAAAGUCAGAAAGACCGACGACAAAUCAAGUCGGGGCGGCAACGCGCCGGAACUGCCCACCAUUCUACUAACGCACGUCCCGCUUCACCGACCGCCUGGAACACCAUGUGGGCCAUUGCGAGAAAGAUGGCCACCUACGAAGCCGCCGAAGGGACAGACUGACCCCGUCCUCCCCGACCACCGCAACGCCAUCUCCGUCUCCGGCGGCUACCAGUACCAGAACGUGCUUGGCGAGAAGGACUCGGAAGAGCUGAUCCAGAAAGUGGGAAACGUCGUCCACGCCUUCUCGGGCGACGACCACGACUACUGCGAGGUCACCCACUCGGCCGCGCAGGCCAACGUGCGCGAGAUCACAGUCAAGAGCAUCAGCAUGGCCAUGGGCGUGUCCAAGCCCGGCUUCCUGCUCAUGAGCCUGUACAACCCGAUCGACCCGGCCACGGGCCAGCCGCUCACCUCGGGCGAACACCAGCCCACGCUCCAGACGCACCUCUGCCUCCUCCCGAGCCAGGUCUCCACCUACCUGCGCUACGUCAGCUUCGCGCUGGUGUGUGUCAUCGUCCUGGCCGUCCGCGCCUGCCUUGUCCCGAUCCUGGGGUUGAAGCCGUUCGCGCUCGACCUCGCCGAGUCUUAUCCUUCUGGACCCGAACAGCAAAGGAGAAACGGGAGCAUCCUGCCCCAGUUUAAGGCAAAGGUGGAGGACUACGAGGAGUAUACCCUGCCGCGCGGCUUCUCCGCGUCCCAUCGUCUGAGCAACGGGAAUAGCACCACCCGCGAUCGGAGUGGCUCUGCCUCGUCUUACAACAUGCCUCUCGGCGCAAGGCCCAACGGGAUUGCGACGGCGCAGGCGAGGAAUCCGAGCCCCAACCCCAAAGGUGGGGGUGGUGGUCUACAUAGAUCUGGGUCCUCGGGAGGGGGGCAUCACGGGAGGAGGAAGAGCCAUGGCAAUGGCAGUAAGUACGGUGGGGGCGGGAGAUGGGGCGUGGGGAGGGCUGCGCCAAGGAUCGAGAUACCCAGCGAGAAUGAGGAGGAGGAGAUGAUGUACGGCGGGUACAAUGGCAAGUGGAAGGCUGCUGCGUGGAAGAGGAGGGGGCUCGCCAGCAGGCAACCGAGAUCGACGGUCGGGGUGGUGGUUACCGAGUUGUGGACCACCGUGUGGAGGGUUGCAUGGAUGGUGGUGGGGUUCUUUGCGUGGUUGACUUGGAAAGGGUAGUGUCGUAUCGUACCUAGUGGAUGGUGGAUGGGUGAGGAAGUAGA
Molecule: messenger RNA, 2488 nt
Organism: Chaetomium strumarium
Lineage: Eukaryota; Fungi; Ascomycota; Sordariomycetes; Sordariales; Chaetomiaceae
Product: calcineurin-like phosphoesterase-domain-containing protein
Exons: 2
Coding region: 168-2444 (758 amino acids)
Biological process (GO): GPI anchor biosynthetic process
Cellular component (GO): endoplasmic reticulum
Source: RefSeq, a predicted model, not a curated record